GAUUCCAGAGCUGGUACUAGUCAAAACCGUUCUUCUUUAAUCGAAGCAGCGACUGCGAUCGGAGAAGAAGAACUCGAGAGAGGCCAGGCCAUGGAAACUUUCCGAGCUCGUUCAAGCAUCGUUUGUAUUCUUCUGUUACUGUCACUGUGUCUUGUACCCUGUGUUCUUUCCAAAUCUCCUCGUCCCAUCUCCGAUGUGGAGAUCAGGCAGAAGAAGAGUGAAUGCUAUGCUGAUAUUGAGAGUGGGUUAUGGGGAUGGCGAUGCAAAUCUUCUCCAAUAGCAAAAGAGAAUUGUGCGCUGCGAUGCGUUUCUCCAGCUUGCUAUGAACUCAUUUAUGAGAGCGAUCCGCUUGAAGAAGGCGAGAAAGAUUUGGUUAGGAGCCAAGAAUACAAAUAUUGUUUGUACAAGUCAUCGCUCGGGGAAAGCCUAGAUGGUGUCCGCGGCAGCUUUUGAUUGAACCAAACAAAGAGCUUCUUCAAACUGCUCUCCUUCUCAAUCUAAACUUUGUUAUUCUUUGAUCUUUACCAAAAGCUAAGCUCUUGACCUUGAGAUCGAUAGUAUAUUUGCUUUUGUCACGUUUGGAGAUGUAUAGAGCUGUAUAAUACUUGGAUUCUUUCAAACGCCAAUUGUGUUUACUUUCCCAUGUGAAAUAUUAUGACUUCUGCGUAAACUUAUGCUUUUGUAACUUUUAGAAUGGAUUUUGAUUAAGCAAACUUGGC
Eutrema salsugineum is the source of this 719-nucleotide messenger RNA. RefSeq lists its product as uncharacterized. Lineage: Eukaryota; Viridiplantae; Streptophyta; Magnoliopsida; Brassicales; Brassicaceae. The transcript has 5 exons. The record is from RefSeq and is a predicted model, not a curated record. Bases 91 to 453 code for a protein of 120 amino acids.